Molecule: messenger RNA, 3678 nt
Organism: Scomber japonicus (chub mackerel)
Lineage: Eukaryota; Metazoa; Chordata; Actinopteri; Scombriformes; Scombridae
Product: arf-GAP with GTPase, ANK repeat and PH domain-containing protein 1-like
Exons: 19
Coding region: 1-3678 (1225 amino acids)
Cellular component (GO): nucleus
Molecular function (GO): protein binding; GTPase activator activity; GTP binding
Source: RefSeq, a predicted model, not a curated record
AUGAGCAAAGCGGGCAACCCACAGAAACGCACCACCUACCUCAUUUCCCUCACUCUGGUGAAGGUUGAGGCUGUGCCAGAGGAUGGAGCAGGGGACCAAGUGGAGAAGGAGCCCCUUCCAGAGGUGGAAGGGAGCCCUAUGAAGGAGGAGGAAGAGGAGGUAGGCAAUGCUACUAAAAGGGAGGAAGAACCUGUGUGUGUGCCAGUAGAAGAGAAAGCAUGCAUACAGGUGGAAGAAGAAUUGGAACAGGUGCCAUUCAAGUAUGGCAGCCCCAAUACAAACUGGGGGAAGCCCGAGAGGAGAGAGACUCAUGGGCAUCAAAAAGACUUUGUAUCAGUCGGAAAGAGUAAAGACACUUCUUUUGUGCAUCCACCUAUGAAGCAAAUGGUGAAAGUGUAUGGAGGAACUAGCUAUGAGGCAACUGUACGCAGAGAGGGACCUCGCUCAGAUGCCAUGCGUCCUAAAACAGAGCUCUACAGGGAGCCCCCCAUGCUUUUCCUAAAGGGUGAAAAUGGAGCCGACCUGAACAGUCGCUCACGUUGCAGCCUCCCUUUUUCCGUCCCACCGCAGGUCAGCCAGCGCCCUGAAGUCCUGAUGAGGUCACAUGCAGGAGGCAACUCUGCAUCCUGGAGGGAGAUCAGAGAGGCCAAUUCAAGCUUGUAUCACUCUGCUAAGACUUUAGACCGAAGGGAUAACCGCCUCGGGGACCAGUCCCCCUUAAUGGCACCUACAACUCUUGGGCCUUACAGGGCGUCCUGGGCUGACAGUGAUGGUAGAGGUACACUCAUCCGCCCUGGAGCUCCCAUGAGUGGAGGAUUUACAGGUGUGAUGACGAGGGACAGCCCUCAGGGGGAGAGAUACAAGACAGUUUCAGUUUCCUUGCCUGCUCCUCCUUCCGCUGAUAUGCCCAGGCCUCAAAGAAAAAGUACAAGUCGUACCCUGGACAACAGCGACCUACAUUCCCCCUCAGAAGAACUGAAGAAGGGGAAGGACGGCCAGGGAGGAACAAUCCAAAGGGGCCCUGCUCGUGAUCGAAAGAUGCUCAAGUUCAUUAGUGGGAUUUUCACCAAAAGUACAGCUGUGCCACCCAGUGCCAACACUGCACCGCCCCUCUAUCCAGCUGUGGAGAGGGGCUCUAGUGAGGAGGAGGCUGGAUGCACCAGCAGUCAAGAAUGGACCAUCAGCCAAACUGUACAAGAACUUCACCUGGGUGUUUUGGGAGGCCUGUGCAGUGGGAAGUCUGCUCUGGUCCACAGACACUUAACAGGAAGUUACUUGCCGCUGGAAAACUCUGAGGGGCGCCAGUACAUUAAGGACGCCCUGGUUGAUGGACAGAGCCACCUGCUGAUAAUCAGAGAGGAAACAGAACUCCCAAGUGCUCAGUUUGCAAGUUGGGUGGAUGCAAUUAUCUUGGUCUUCAGUUUAGAAAAUGAGUCCAGCUUCCUGGAAGUUUACAAAAUCUACCACCAGCUCUCUAUCCACCGGCCGGUCACUGAAAUACCUUUUGUAGUAGUCGGCACACAAGAUAAGAUCAGCAGCACCAACCCCAGAGUAAUAGAUGAUGCCAGGGCUAGACAGCUCUGCUCAGAUGUGCGGCGUUGCACUUACUAUGAAACUUGUGCUACAUACGGCCUCAAUGUGAACAGAGUCUUCACUGAUGCUGCUCAGAAGAUCAUGGCAGCUAAGAAGCAAGCUGCCUUACUGGCUUCCUGUAAAUCUCUCCCUAACUCUCCCAGUCACUCUGGAGGCUCCACCCCAGUGUCUGGCAUCUUUCCAGGACAGGCCAGUAAUGGUGGUCAGAGCAGUGACUACUCCUCAUCACUUCCCUCCACUCCUGUGAUUACUCAUAAAGAGAUCGGCAGGACAGCGAGAGGGGAGAAACAGGACAGUGCCAUGCCGGGGUCAGUCCGCAGUGCCACUCGAAGACGCACUUCCCGAUUUGCGGGCCGGAGAGGCAGUGAUUCAAACAGACGGAGUGCAGACUGUAAAGGAGAUCUGGGAAGUGGACGCUCAAUUCCCAUCAAACAGGGCAUCUUACUGAAGCGCAGCGGGAACUCACUCAACAAAGAGUGGAAGAAGAAGUAUGUCACGCUGUCCAACGAUGGCAUACUGUCCUAUCACUCCAGCGUAAAUGACUACAUGCUAAAUUCCCCAGGUAAAGAGAUGGAUCUUCUGCGGGUGACAGUGAAGGUGCCUGGAAAGCGUCCACCUCGUGCUGUACCAACCUGCGGCCCUCCAGCCGGGCUCAAUGGGAGGGUCAAAGAUGUACAGGGACCUGAGGGACUCAACCCAGUUCCUGUAAGCACCAGCGGCCUCCUGCAAGUGGAGGAAAUGGAAGGACUGGGUGGAGCACUGUUCCUGAGGAGUAACAGAGGUGUCCAGCGAUGUCCUUCCACAUUAUCUAACCAUGCUCAAAGUGUUGACUCUGCAGUUGAGGGUGUGUCCAGCUCCUCCUCCACCAAAGAUGUAGGCUCCGCCUCCCCAGUGACAGACAGGAAGAAGCAUCGCAGAAAGAAGAGCAUGAACCAGAAGGGAGAUGCAACCAUUGGCCAAGCAGAUGCCAAGCGCAAAAUGUGGAAACUGAAAAGCUUUGGUAGCUUGAGGAAUGUAAGCAAGACAGAUGAGGAUAAUUUUGACUUCCUCAUUGUGUCAAGCACUGGUCAGACGUGGCACUUUGAAGCCCAGAGUGUGGAGGAGAGGGAUUCCUGGGUUCAAGCCAUCGAGAGCCAGAUCCUGGCUAGCUUACAGCUGUGUGAGAGCAGCAAAAACAAGGCUCGCAAGAACAGCCAGAGUGAAGCAGUGGCUCUGCAGGCCAUUCGGAACGCAAAGGGCAACAACUUCUGUGUUGACUGUGAUGCUCCAAAUCCAACCUGGGCCAGUCUGAACCUGGGUGCUCUCAUAUGCAUCGAGUGCUCUGGGAUCCACAGAAACUUGGGAACCCACCUGUCUCGUGUUCGCUCCCUGGACCUCGAUGAUCUGCCACGAGAGCUCACACUGGUUCUCAGUGCCAUCGGCAACCACAUGGUCAACAGUAUAUGGGAGGCACGCACCCUGGGACAUCGUAAACCAUUGCCUGAUGCUUCCCGAGAGGAACGGGAGUCAUGGAUCAGGGCCAAAUAUGAGCAGAAACUGUUUGUGGCGCCGUUGCCUCCUCCCACUCCUGGUGAGGGCCCAGAUAUCACACUAUCUGGCCGUCUUCUGUUAGCAGUGAUGGAGCACAACCUCCCCAAGCUACUGCUCUUUUUGGCCCACUGCACUAAGGAGGACAUUAAUGCCCCUCUCAGCCUGGCGUUCUCCUCCAGGUCGCUCCUAGCGCUGCGGCUGCCCGGUUCUGCUCUGCACGCUGCCUGUCAACAUGCCGAUGUGGUGAUGACACAGCUUCUUGUUUGGUAUGGCUGUGAUGUUCGGUAUCGGGAUGCUCAGGGGCAGACGGCGCUGGCUCUGGCUCGCAGUGCUGGCAGCCAAGAGUGUGUCGACAUCUUGAUCCAGUAUGGAUGCCCAAAUGAACCAGCCCCCUCAGUUGCAGCAACAGUCGGUUUCGCAGCGGCUGCGACCUCCAGUUUCCCAGUUGCCAUGACGCCGAGCCUGACAGUUGCCACGACACUCAAGAUCUCGCACAAGAGCGGCGGCGGCAGCACCAGCUUGAGUUACAGCACCUCCAGACGAGCAGUGUCAUAA